AUGGAGAACUCCUUUGUGGAAGAAGUGGCUGCAUCACUCGUGAGAGAAUUUCUCAGUAGAAAGGGUUUGAAGAAAACCAUCACCAGCAUGGACCAAGAGCUUCCACGUUCUGAACUUAGCAUCAAUAACAGGAAUGAACUUCGGAAUGUCCUACAUCUGCAUUCCUUGUACAAACACAACAAGGCAAAGGAGAAUCCACUGAAAACACUUCUUGAAAUUAUUACUAACUACUUCCUUGAGCACCGCGGGACAUCCCGAAGCAUCAGUUCAAGUUCUGCUCUGUCAGCUCCUCAAAGUAAGAGUUCAACAUCUCCCCAACCCAACUUACCAGAUGAAGAUCACGUGCAUGGGAGUGCCACUACACUCAAUGGAAGCAGAACUCAAGCCCACAGAUGUGAUGUUGAGAAUUCACUAGAUAAAAUCUUGCCAUCCAGAAAACAUCAGCACAAAAGUGAAAAAUGCCACACAGGGGCAGUACACAACAGUCACUUACUCUCUGACGGGGAUAAGAAGUUAAAAGAUAGUCGAGAAGAUUUAAAAGCAGCAACAAUUUCUGAGGACUUGAAAUCCACAGUGAAGGAGAAGCCAAGGCCCAGGUCUAGUCUCAUUGUCAGAGGAAUGAUGGCUGGACCAGUUGCAAGUUCACCAGAGGAUCUGCAAAAAAGGAGGCUUUCAAAACGAUCCACUAGCGUAAGCAGCGCAGCACAAUUCAAGGCUGAAGAACAUGAAGGAAGUGACCCGAGUGUCCCAAGUACUGAUUUUCAAGAAAGCAAAGCAUCUUCAACACAAGUAAAUAUGGGGUUCACAUCAAAGGCUGUGUCAAGUUUACACACAAGUUCAGCCUUUGAAAAACUAAGAACUGUCCCCAAAGGUACAGAUGACUCUUUUGCCAAACUGCUGACUGAAAGAGAGAGGACCAAGACAGAAGAAAGAAAAUCACUUCCAAGCUUUGGUACAGACAGCAAUGAGAAAAGCCUUAAAGUGAGUGCCCCUCACAGAUAUUCAGGGGCUGGAAGAGAGAAGAGAGAAAGAUCCCUCAAGAAAAAUGAGAGUCGAUUGUCAGGCCAUAGGAAGUCUCCAACAUCCACUUGCUAUAAAGAAGAGCAGAUGAAAGAUGUCCUAGAAUUAGUUGAUGUUGAAGCUGAAGAAACAACUGGAGAAGUUAUUAAGAACUCGGAUCUUUCAACACUCUAUAUGCUCCAAAUAGUAUCAAAGGCAAUUGAUAUUUCUCUUGCAAAAGAGUUAAAAAAUCUUUUGUUUGGCUCCAGUCUUUGUUGCUUCAGUGAAGAAUGGAAAAUACAGAAUUUUACGUUUAAUAACAUACCGCAGUUAAAAUAUGGCAUUGUGCAAAAAAAGGGUGGCCCGUGUGGAGUACUGGCUGCAGUUCAAGCUUGUGUCCUACAACGGCUUAUCUUUGCAGACAGUAAUAGGAAUAAAGACAUUCGUUGUCUUCAGCCUUCAGAAGUUCACAGGACCAAAUGCCUCACCAUGGCAAUUGCAGACAUACUGUGGCGUGCAGGUGGCAAUGAAAAAGCAAUUGUGGCACUGCCAUCAGGAAGACAGCAGUUCAUUCCCAUAGGAAAAUACAAGGCAGAUGGAAUCUUAGAAACUCUAAUACUACAUAGUGCCACAAGAUACGAGGAUCUGGUUGUUUUUCUUCAGCAGAAUAUUCACCAGUUUGAAACUGGUCCCUGUGGGUGCAUCCUUCUGACUGUGUCUGUCAUCUUAUCAAGAUCUAUCAAUCUGUGA
Nestor notabilis (Kea) is the source of this 1749-nucleotide messenger RNA. It is a transcript of the gene MINDY4, whose product is annotated as family with sequence similarity 188, member B. Lineage: Eukaryota; Metazoa; Chordata; Aves; Psittaciformes; Psittacidae. The coding region runs from base 1 to 1749 and encodes 582 amino acids. The record is from RefSeq and is a predicted model, not a curated record. Gene Ontology annotation, biological process: protein K48-linked deubiquitination. Gene Ontology annotation, molecular function: K48-linked deubiquitinase activity; cysteine-type deubiquitinase activity. The transcript has 13 exons.